Messenger RNA from Papilio xuthus (Asian swallowtail), 2780 nucleotides. RefSeq names its product zinc finger protein 260-like. The record is from RefSeq and is a predicted model, not a curated record. Gene Ontology annotation, biological process: regulation of transcription by RNA polymerase II. Gene Ontology annotation, molecular function: zinc ion binding; DNA-binding transcription activator activity, RNA polymerase II-specific; RNA polymerase II cis-regulatory region sequence-specific DNA binding. Gene Ontology annotation, cellular component: nucleus. Lineage: Eukaryota; Metazoa; Arthropoda; Insecta; Lepidoptera; Papilionidae. The transcript is spliced from 15 exons. Bases 216 to 2441 code for a protein of 741 amino acids.
UUAAAUAAAAAUAUGUUCAUAACAAAAUAAUUAUACUUAAGUAUUUAACAAUCUAAACUUAUUUGAGUAUUAAAUAAGCUUAAUCUCAGAUUAUUAAAAGAGUUAAAAUUGAAAAAUGAUCGAUAGAAAUAUGUCCGAAUACGUCUUUUAAAAUUGUAAAUACAGAUAAGUUUCUUAUGAUAAUUUGUGUAUAAUGUAUGAAAGCGUAACUGAAAAUGCGGUGUAGUGUACAAAACUGUACGAAUGAUACGAAACGAACAACCAAAAGUCAUGGAAUUACCUUUCACAUGUUUCCAAGGGAACCAAGCUUGCGUAACAAAUGGAUAGAAGCUCUCAGUAUAAUGGAUUGGGAACCGAAAGACCGUAGUACUGUAUGCUCUGAACACUUUAGGUCUGAAGACUUUUAUGAAACCAAAUGUGGAUUAAGGAAAAUCAAGAAUGGAGCAAUUCCAAUACUUGUACAGAAUUCUAAUGAAGAUUCAUCAGCAGUUUUGAAGGUGUGCAGAAUAUGUCUAGCUAUGGAUAGAAAGCUUUAUCACAUAAUAGAUUAUAAAUUAGAUGUGCCGUAUCAACAAAUUACUGGAUUGUUGAUGAGUGAAGAUGACAAUUUACCUCAGAAGUUGUGUUGGGAAUGUACACAUAGACUUAUGUCAUGUCAUCGUUUUAGAAACAAGGCGAUAAUGAGUCAGGGAUUGAUGACAGAUGUAUUACAAACUGAGAAACAUUUAACUAUAAAAAGUUUAAAAAUCAUAAAUAGAAAUGCAUACGGAUUAAAUAGUAGCUUAAUACAUAAAUAUUACGAACCAAAUGAUUGUGAUAUACAUUUAAAUGACGUAGAACUAAAGACUGAAGUCUCUGACGUCAUAAAUGACAUCGCAGAUGACAUAGAUGACAUCACAGAUGACGUGAUAGAUUACGACGUCAAAGUACAAGCUGUACCAUUAUUGGAGGUAGAAAUAAAACGGGAAGAUAACGAGAUAUAUAUAAAUGAGUAUAGUAAUUUUGAAAGCGAAGAUGACAAGAAGCUGAGUGAAGUGAAUAAAAAAAAACAAAAGGUGAAAAAAAAGAAAAAAGUUAAAGUGGAGAAGAAACUAGCUAAAGUUAAGAAAGAUGAAGAGAAUCCGAUGUUGACUAUGGAUAGAUAUAAAAUAACAGAUGUGAAACGACGUAAACACAGUGAUGGGUUGGAUGAAUCAUUAUUCACAAUAAAAUCUUUAACAUACGAAGAACAAAUAGAAGAAAUAAGUAAAAGACAGCAUACAACAACAUAUAUAAGCGCUCCAUAUAAAUGUGAUAUAUGUUAUAGAGGAUUUAUUAUAAAAGAUAGAUAUGAAGCUCAUAUAAUAAGGCAUACAGAGCAAAGCGGUGCAUAUGAAUGUUUUAUAUGUAAAACUCGUUUGAAAUCAGCGCGUGCUUUAAGAAAACAUCUGACAGCUCAACAUACGGAACAAUUUAGUUGCAAAGGAUGUCCUUUUGUUACUAGAAACAGAGGUGUUGCAAGAGAACAUGAAAAAUGGCACGCCGGUACUAAAUACCAGUGCCCGCAUUGUCCUUGCGAAUUUGACAAAUUGACGACAUAUAUGGGACAUAUACGGAUCAAGCAUGUAUCAGAUUUCGUUUGUGAACUAUGUGGAUACACUUUUGUUAGUCAAAAAGGAAUAGAAGUACAUAAGAAGAAGAAACAUAGACUACAUGAUAAUUCGAUGACCCUAGAGGGUCCAUACUGUGAAGUAUGUGAUGUCAAAUUUAUAUCAGAAGAAGCGCACAGCAGACAUCUCAAAUUGUCCUCGAAACAUAGCAGUGAUGAUGAUCCGAACAGGAUCCGUAAUGAUUCUCAGAGUAUGAACACUGAAGGGGGCGUGCGAUCUGUACGACGUAUAGAGCGCAGACCUCUCGUACAUGCGAGAGAUGCGGACCUUCCUCCACAACACGGACCCAUCGCUUGCGAACAGUGCGGUAUACAACUACGAGAUUUACGUCUCUACGCUCAACAUUUCCGUCGCGAACAUCCCGACAAGAACCGUACUAAAUAUCCCGCAAUGAAGACACCGGCCAUGUGCGAACAGUGCGGCAGAAUAUUCCAGAGUAUGGCAUUACUAAAAGAUCACAUGUGGGUGCAUACUGGUGUCAAAAGAUUCAAAUGCACUAGUUGUGAUAAAAGUUUCACGCAGCGCAGUAACUUAGUACUACAUCUGAGAGUGCACAGUGAGCAACGACCUUUAUACGAAUGUCCAUUAUGCGGGAAGAGGUUUGCAUUCUUUAAUAAUAGAAGAAGACAUAUGUUUAUCCACACCGGUUUGAAGCCUCACCGUUGUGAGACGUGCGGCAAAUGCUUCACAACUGCAGGCGAACAGCGUGCACAUGUACAACAUGUCCACCUCAAGAAACCUUGGCCGAGACGUGCGCGAGCACGACGCGACUGGGCUAAACCGCAGCCCUAGUAACAUCAUUCCAACGUGGCAUAUACCUACUCUAACGAGACAUGUGUCUACUCCAAUGUGGAAUGUGUCCACUCCAACGUGACAUGUGUCUACUCUAAAAAGACAUGUGUCUACUCCAACGUGAUGUGUGUCUACAUCAACGUGACAUGUGUCCACUCCAACGUGACAUGUGUCCACUCCAACGAGACAUGUGUCUACUCCAAAUGUGUCACGUGUCCAUUCCAACGUGACCUGUGUCUUCUAUCAUUAUAGAGACGCAUCGUGUGACAAUCCUAAUAUAAUAAGAAGCAAUCCGAACUCUACAUGUGACAGCUGUAACUAAAUAUAACGUUUUGGAUG